AUGUCUGUCACAACAAAACCAUUCACAUCUUUCCUCAUCCAGGACAUCCUGGCGCAGAAGGAGGUACCGGGAGGUCCCAGACAAAGACUGGCCCCUUUAGGAACAGAUGCGUCCAAGCCCUGGCCAGAGGGUAGACGGUCAGCCGACCAGAAGACAAGAUACGGAGGGGAUUCGGAGACUGGAGCUGAAGAGGUUGCGAGAGAGACAGACCUGGAGGUUGGAGCUCCGUCAGGCAUUGCCGUUCACAGGAGGGCCGAGGUCUCGCCCACAGGGGUGAGGAGCCCCAAGAAAAAGCGUACGCGAGCAGCCUUCUCCCACGCCCAGGUGCUGGAGCUAGAGCGGAGGUUCGACGGGCAGAGGUACCUGUCGGCGCCCGAGAGGGCCGACCUGGCCACUGCGCUGAAGCUCACCGAGACGCAGGUGAAGAUCUGGUUCCAAAACCGCAGGUACAAGACUAAGAGGAAGAUGCUGUCGGCCAGCCAGAGCUACGCUGUGCCCAAGGAGCAGGUGGGCACAAUGGAGAGGACACCAUUCAUGUCCUCCUACCAGAGUUACCGGCACUAUCCCUAUCUGUACUGCCUGGGAUCCUUUAGCCCCACCCUGUGGUGA
Hypanus sabinus (Atlantic stingray) is the source of this 609-nucleotide messenger RNA. Its product is annotated as homeobox protein Nkx-3.1-like. Gene Ontology annotation, molecular function: DNA-binding transcription factor activity, RNA polymerase II-specific; RNA polymerase II cis-regulatory region sequence-specific DNA binding. Gene Ontology annotation, biological process: cell differentiation; regulation of transcription by RNA polymerase II. NCBI's taxonomy places the organism in Eukaryota, Metazoa, Chordata, Chondrichthyes, Myliobatiformes, Dasyatidae. Gene Ontology annotation, cellular component: nucleus. The record is from RefSeq and is a predicted model, not a curated record. The transcript has 2 exons. Bases 1 to 609 code for a protein of 202 amino acids.